Messenger RNA from Alnus glutinosa, 2302 nucleotides. RefSeq names its product protein KINESIN LIGHT CHAIN-RELATED 1-like. The transcript is spliced from 2 exons. The record is from RefSeq and is a predicted model, not a curated record. The coding region runs from base 97 to 1986 and encodes 629 amino acids. NCBI's taxonomy places the organism in Eukaryota, Viridiplantae, Streptophyta, Magnoliopsida, Fagales, Betulaceae. Gene Ontology annotation, molecular function: protein binding.
UCUUCGUUCAGCCCCAAAAAGAGAAAACGCAAUUACAAGGGCUUUUCAGAGGUUUAAGGAAACCCGCUUUCAGUAAAACCUCUCUAAAAUUCCAACAUGAGAAAAGCUUCAAUCUCACUUCUUUCCCACCUCUCUCGUUACAAACUCAAUUCCUUUGCCCCUCUUCUUUGUAGAAAUUACGUAUCCAGUCCUUCUUCUCCUUCUUUUUCUUCCUCACCACUCAUCUCACCCACUCAUCUCAAGCCCUGCGCCAAAACUCAUGGCUUAUUGCUCAAGUCCAACCAAUUUAGGACAAACCCAGUUCGAAAUAUGGACACCCUUGUUGAGAAACCAGACCAGUUGUCCUCUGGGCAGGGAAAAAUCCAGAAAAAAUCUGAGCUUGAAAAGGCUUUUGAUUCUGCAAUGACCUCGGAGGAAAUGCUCAAGGCUUUUAAAGACAUGGAGUCAGAUUUUGAUGAGAAAGAGCUAGGGUUUUAUUCCUGGAGAGUGGGCGCCCAACUAGCCGAGGAAGACGAAGAUCCUGAAAAAAUUCUAUCUUUUGCAAAGAGAGCUUUGAAAGUUUUUGAAAAAGAUGAUCAACUGUCUUCUUCAGUAAUUGCCCACGUUUAUCUUAUAAUGGGUUCUGCUAAUUGUAGAUUGAAAAGGUUUGCUGGUAGUUUGGGGUACCUUAAUAGGGCUUAUAGGAUCUUGGAUAGGUUUGAACCAAAUGAUUUUUGUGAUGAGGAUUUUAGGCGGAUGAUUUUCCCACUGCAAUCUGUGCUGGCCGAAGUGAAGGUGGCGAUUGGGAGGACAGGGGAGGCUCUAGAGCAUCUUAGGAAGUGUGUGGAGUUUAAGGAGGAAGUGUUGGGAAAAGAUAGCAGGGAAGUGGGUUUAGCAAACCGGGAUUUGGCUCAAUUAUAUGUUUCAUACUUAGAAUUUAAGGAGGCCUUGCCAUACUGUUUGAAGGCAUUGGAGAUACAUAAGAAACACUUGGACCAGAAUUCGGUGGAUGUUGCGUAUGCUAGGAGGCUUCUUGGGGUUAUCUGUACUGGGUUAGAGGAGCAUGAAAAGGCGUUGGAGCAGAAUGAGUUGUCGCGGAAGAUUAUGAAUAAUUGGGUUCAAAGUUCUGAUUUGAUCCAUUUGGAGAUUUUAGCUGCUAAUGUGCAGAUUGGACUUGGGAAUUAUGAAACUGCUAUUAAUACUUUGAGGGGUGUUGUUGAGAUGACAGAUGAGGAUAGUAUGACUCGGGCAUCGGUGUUUAUCUCGAUGGGGAAAGCGUUGUCUAAUCAAGAAAAAUUUGCAGACUCAAAAAGGUGUUUGGAGAUUGCUUGUGGAAUCCUUGACAAGAAAGAGACGGCCUCUCCGGUGGAAGUUGCUGAGGCAUACUCAAAGAUCUCAAUUCAAUACGAAAAGAUGGAAGAGUUUGAAACUGCGAUUUCAUUGUUAAAGAGACCAGUAGCUUUUCUUCAAAAGCUCCCGCAAGAACAGCCCACCAAAGGAAAAGUCAAUGCAAUAAUAGGGUUGUUGCUUUUUUGGACAGAUAAGAUGGCAGAGGCUAUUCCUCACUUAGAGUUGGCAGCGUCAAUUUUGAAAAAGUGCUAUGGUCCCAAGCAUCUUAUGGUUGGGUAUAUCUAUAACAAUUUGGGCGUAGCAUAUUUGGUGCUAGAGAGCCGCCAUGGAUGUAUCUCUUGCCCCUCAGCUGCUCAGACGUUAGCUGUUGCAAAGGACAUCAUGGGUGAAUCUCUUGGCUCUCAUCAUGUAGAUUCAAUUACGGCAUGUCAGAACCUUUCAACAGCUUAUGCUUUCGUGGGAAGCUAUGGUCUGGCAAUAGAAUUCCUGCAGCAAGUCAUUGAUGGCAUGGAAAGCUAUGGCCCAAGUGCAGAGGAUGAUCUCAGACAAGCCCACCGACGUCUCGAACAGCUUAAGAAAAAAACCUGCAGUGAACCGCUGUUAGACAAGUUUCCGGUAAAUGUAUUCCCCUUGCGAAUGCCCUAUGACUCAUACUAAUGACUCUUCUAGGAGCUCACAACCUGAUAUUUUGUUGGUCAAUAUCAAUCCAGCAGAUCUACUUCAUAGUCUAUAACACUGCUACAUGCUCUAACGUUUAGGUGUCUCACAUCAAACUGAUAUUCCCACUGUUUUUUUGUCCUCUAUGGGAGUAAUGGAUUGUAUGUCAAGCAAGCCACAAUCUAGUUUUAAUUAUGCAUGUGAGCCAGGGAUUGCCUAUGAUCAUUUUUGAGGGGUAGGAAACCGUUUACCCUUAUGAUAGUAAAAUUUUGUAUAUUUCUUGGCAUUUUAUUAUAAUGAUCAUAUAUAUCUACAA